UCCUCGGACGCGGCCGGCACGCCCCGGCCAGCUCCCGGCCGGCCCCCUUUCCCGGCCCGCGCCCCCGGCCGCCCUGCCGGCCCCCUGCUCCCUGCCCCCGCGGCCCCCGCGUCCGGGCAUGAUGUGCCUGGAGGGCGGCUCGGCGGCGGGCGGCGGCGGCCCGGCGGGCUGCGCGGAGGAGGACGAGGAGGGCGACGCGGCCGUGGCCGUGGCUGUGGCCGUGGCCGUGGCGGCGGCGGCCAGGCCGGAGCCGGAGCAUCAGCGCCUCGGUCGGGGCCGGGGCCGGAGCCGGGGCUGGGCCAGCGGCGGGGAGCUGGGGCCGGGGCCGGGCCGCCGCUGCGGGGCCGGGGGCGCCCGCUGGCCCCAUGACGAAGUGCAGACGCUAUCUGGCAGUGUGCAGCGGGAGCCCCCUGGGCCCGGGUCCGAGGGCGGGGGGGGCCCGACGGCCGCCAAGGGCCUGGCCCAGGCUGCCGGCCCACAGCCCAAGCCCGGAGCCCGCCUGGGCCGAGCGCGGGUGGCCGCUGCCGCCAUCCUCAGCGUGGGCAACGUCCUCAAUUACCUGGACAGGUACACCGUGGCAGGGGUCCUUCUGGACAUCCAGCAGCACUUCGGGGUCAAGGACCGAGGGGCCGGCCUGCUGCAGUCAGUGUUCAUCUGCAGCUUCAUGGUGGCGGCCCCCAUCUUCGGCUACCUGGGCGACCGCUUCAACAGGAAGGUCAUCCUGAGCUGCGGCAUCUUCUUCUGGUCGGCCAUCACCUUCUCCAGCUCCUUCAUCACCCAGCAGUACUUCUGGCUCCUGGUCCUGUCCCGUGGCCUGGUAGGCAUCGGAGAAGCCAGCUACUCCACCAUCGCCCCCACCAUCAUCGGCGACCUCUUCAACAAGAACACGCGCACGCUCAUGCUGUCCAUCUUCUACUUCGCCAUCCCCCUGGGCAGUGGCCUGGGCUACAUCACGGGGUCAAGUGUGAAGCAGGUGGCCGGAGACUGGCACUGGGCGCUGCGGGUGUCUCCCGUCAUGGGGAUGGUCACUGGGACCCUCAUCCUCCUCUUCGUGCCCACGGCACAGAGGGGCCACGCGGAGCAGCUCGGGGGACAGCUCAAGGCCCGAACCUCCUGGCUCCGGGACAUGCGUGCACUGCUCCGGAACCGCAGCUACGUCUUCUCCUCGCUGGCCACUUCGGCCGUGUCCUUCGCCACCGGAGCACUGGGCAUGUGGAUCCCCCUGUACCUGCACCGGGCCCAGGUGGUGCAGAGGACAGCUGAGACCUGUGGUCACCCGCCCUGCGAGACCCGGGACAGCCUCAUCUUCGGAGCCAUCACGUGCUUCACGGGUUUCCUGGGGGUGAUCACGGGGGCCGGAGCCACCAAAUGGUGCCGCCUGAAGACGCAGCGGGCAGACCCUCUGGUGUGUGCCGUGGGCAUGCUGGGGUCCGCCAUCUUCAUCUGCCUCAUCUUUGUCGCAGCCAAGACCAGCAUCUUGGGGGCCUAUAUCUGCAUCUUCGUUGGGGAGACGCUGCUCUUCUCCAACUGGGCCAUCACGGCUGACAUCCUGAUGUACGUAGUCAUCCCCACGCGCCGAGCCACUGCGGUGGCCCUCCAGAGCUUCACGUCGCACCUGCUGGGAGAUGCGGGCAGCCCCUACCUGGUGGGCUUUAUCUCAGACCUGAUCCGCCAGAGCACCCGCGAGUCGCCGCUCUGGGAGUUCCUGAGCCUGGGCUACGCGCUCAUGCUCUGCCCCUUCGUGGUGGUCCUGGGGGGCAUGUUCUUCCUCGCCACGGCCCUCUUCUUCCUCAGCGACCGGGCCCAGGCUGAGCAGCAGGGCCCUCGGGAGUUAGCGAGCUGAGGCUGGCACUGGGCCACCCCGGCCAGCUGGUGGUGGCAUCCAGGGUGAAUCAGCUGAUCAUGCCCCCGCCCUCGGUGAAAGUGUGACUGGGGUAAGGAGGGGGUCCCUGGGCAGCCUGGGAGGUCCCGCGCGGCCCCCCUCCCUCCGUCCAGGAGCCCCGCCAGGAGAGGGGGUGAAGCGGCCGGAGGCGGAGUGACCCAGAGCCGAGCUCGGCCAGACACGCCCCGCCCCCUCCUAGGGGGCACGUGGCGGCGGCGGGAGCGCCAGGGCGGAGCCUAGAACACGCCCCGCCCCCUGGCCGGGAGGAGGCCUCUUGCCGGGAAGGGGCGGCUGGAGGCCGAAGCCCCCUCGGGUUGUCCCGUGUCCGCCCCGGUGCCAGGCUGGCCCCCAACGCUUCCCGGCACAGGAGGAGCUCCCCAGGAACUGAGGGCGAGCCUGGGUCACGGGAUCGCUGCCCCAUGACGUCAUGGAAGCGCAGGCUCAUGGGAUGUGGGCGGGACUGGCUUGGGCCCAGCUUUCUUGUCGUACAAGAACCGUUGCGGGUUUCCUGACUUCUCUCAGGGAGCGGAGGAGGCUGCUUGAUUUUGCAGAGCGGCCGGGGAGAAGGGGGCGGGGGGCGGGGGGCGGGGGGCGGCGACCUUUCUGGCCAUAAUAAAGCGAUUUCAGGCCGUGU
Molecule: messenger RNA, 2516 nt
Organism: Monodelphis domestica (gray short-tailed opossum)
Lineage: Eukaryota; Metazoa; Chordata; Mammalia; Didelphimorphia; Didelphidae
Gene: SPNS2
Product: SPNS lysolipid transporter 2, sphingosine-1-phosphate
Biological process (GO): sphingosine-1-phosphate receptor signaling pathway; lipid transport; transmembrane transport
Cellular component (GO): membrane
Molecular function (GO): sphingolipid intramembrane carrier activity; transmembrane transporter activity
Source: RefSeq, a predicted model, not a curated record